Mya arenaria is the source of this 1110-nucleotide messenger RNA. RefSeq names its product FMRFamide receptor-like. The record is from RefSeq and is a predicted model, not a curated record. The transcript has a single exon. Lineage: Eukaryota; Metazoa; Mollusca; Bivalvia; Myida; Myidae. The coding region runs from base 103 to 1110 and encodes 335 amino acids. Gene Ontology annotation, cellular component: membrane. Gene Ontology annotation, biological process: G protein-coupled receptor signaling pathway. Gene Ontology annotation, molecular function: G protein-coupled receptor activity.
UAUAUAACCAGACGUGUUGUCCAGUCAUAUCUAGUGCCUAUAGUCGUCACGUUUGGGAUUAUUGGCAACAUAUUCAACAUUAUCGUGCUAGUCAACCCAAAGAUGAGAACGUCAACAAACAUGUAUCUGAUGUCGCUUGCAGUGUGCGAUUCCCUGUACCUUUUGUUUUGUUUGACGCUGUCAUUCUUACACUGCUCAAACACUGACCUUUCUGAAGAGGCUUUCAUGUACAUACCUAAUGCUAAAGUGCUCUCAGAUCUGUUCAGUAACACCGCCGUUUGGCUUACGGUUUGUUUUACCCUAGAGCGUUUCAUCGCCGUUCGAUUACCAAUGCGCGGGAAAGCGUGGUGUACAGUCAGCAAGGCCAAGGUUGCAAUUCUGAUGACGUUCAUUGUUUGUGCAGUGAACACAUUGCCGGAAUUCUUUGAAACAAAAAUUGUUGAAAUUCCUGGAAACGAUUCUUCCCACUACAUAUGCGAAACCACGGAUUUUGCUGAAACAUACAGCUAUCACAUUGGCUAUUACUGGUGGUUUGUUGCUAUUUUCACAUUCGCGCCUCUGGUGUUGUUGGCCGUGUUUAAUAGUCUUUUGAUAAAAUCCGUCUGGCAGGCUAACCGGAAUCGCCAGCUCCUGUCACAGACAAGAGUUACCGGAGAGGCUAACAAAGCGAAUAAGGAACAACAUAGGGUCACGGUAAUGCUCAUUUCCGUGGUGCUUAUUUUUCUUGUGUGUCAAACGCCUCAAGCGCUUUUGCUAGUAUACUGGUCAUACGUUCAAGCUAAUGAAUUACCAUACCAUAGUGACAUGGUCAAAAUUGCGGGUAAUGUUUGUAACCUCUUAGUACAAAUCAAUGCUUCAGUUAACCUUUUCUUGUAUUCGUACUUUAGUAGUAAAUUCAGGAAAACAUUUAAGAACGUAAUGUGCAUAUGCAGAGGAUAUGAUGAAAAGUGUUGCGUACACCGACCACUUCACCACACGUUGAGAGGGAACUCUGCUUCUAGACAAUCCAUGACGUCGCUAACGCUUAUGUCGUCAUCGUCAAUUAGGUCACACAGACGAGAAAAACAUUCAACUAGAAGAGAAAUUGUCUAUAAGAUGGAGAAAUUGUAG